This is a messenger RNA of Pelobates fuscus (common spadefoot toad), 3743 nucleotides long. It is a transcript of the gene GPR162, whose product is annotated as G protein-coupled receptor 162. NCBI's taxonomy places the organism in Eukaryota, Metazoa, Chordata, Amphibia, Anura, Pelobatidae. The coding region runs from base 1754 to 3487 and encodes 577 amino acids. Gene Ontology annotation, biological process: G protein-coupled receptor signaling pathway. The record is from RefSeq and is a predicted model, not a curated record. The transcript is spliced from 5 exons. Gene Ontology annotation, cellular component: membrane. Gene Ontology annotation, molecular function: G protein-coupled receptor activity.
CCCCGUCCCUCUCGCUUCCCAUUUCUGUGACACUGUCUGUGACUAUCCCUCCUCCCUCUCAUCUUCUCUGUAUCUUGUAUGUCUCCUAUACAGCUGGCUGUGUGCUUCCCCCGGGGGUGUGUGUGUGUGUGAGCAUGCUAUGUAAUGCCACACUCGGUGACACACACACAGAGAUGCUCCUGUCUCCAUGGCAGCCGUAACUAGAAGGCACCCCCGAGGGAAAAUACCCGCAGUGGCAUGAGCUGUCUACCUGAGACUGGCUGCAAUUAUCACAGCUCCCGAGCUACUGUGCAGGAUCUGGGAAGAAAAGAGAGAGCUGAGAGAGAAAGAGACUUUGCAAAAAGUGCUGGAGAAUGCUUACAUAGAGCCAGAGACUGCAGAGUGUGUGCCAGAGACAACUCUAGGAGAGACAGAGACUGCACAGAGAGUAGAGACUGCUCGCUUAAUGCCAGAGAUUGCAUAAACAGUGUCAGAGACAGCUCUCAGAUUCUCUCUCAAGAGACUGCACGAAGAGUGACAGAGUUUGUUCGCACAGAGCUCACACAGAGAGCACCAAAUACUGUUCCAAGAUUGCCUUUGGCAACAAAGAGAGCACCUCCUCUCAGGGGGAUAGAGACUGCAUUGCAAGUGUCAGAGACUACACAGAGAGUGUCAGAGACUUUACAAGGAAAUUCAGAGAUUACAAGGAGUGUACCAGAGACUGCUCACGAGAAGCCAGAUACUGCAAGGAGAGUGCCAAAGACUGCAUAAAGAGUCCUAGAGACUGCUCAUACAAAAGCCUGAGACUGCAUUAAAAUUCCCAGAGACUGCUCACUACUGCCACAGACUACUCAGAGAAAGAAACUGUAUAUGGCAAACAGGAAAGGGGUAGAUAUGGAGAGCGCAGGCUGAGGGGGAUUAUUGGGAAGAGGGAGAAGCAAUCUAUUUUUGGGAGAGUAGCUCAUUGCAGCCUCUGUCUAAUGAUUAUUAUCUUAGGAGAUGCCUGAGUGAACUGAACUAACAGUGUGAGUAGGCACGUAGUGUGAGUGGGGUGUAACUUUAAGGAAGUACAGGGUGUGAAGGAGACAAAUACUGUGUGUUGGGUAUAAAUCUGAGAAGACAAAGGGUGUGAAGUUGCCACAUAGUGUGAGUGGGGUAUAAACCUGAAGAGGUGCGUGUUGUGAGUGGGGUAUAAUUCUCAGAAGGUACACAUUGUGAGUGGCGUAUAAUUCUCAGAAGGUACACAUUGUGAGUGGGGUAUAAUUCUCAGGAGGUGCACUUUGGGAAUGGGAUAUAAUUGUGAGGAGGUACGCAUUGUGAGUGGGGUAUAAAUCUGAGAAGGUACGCAUUGUAAGUGGUGUAUAAUUCUGAGGAGGUACACAUUGUGAGUGGGGUAUAAAUCUGACUGGUUGUGUGAAGAAGGCAGAGUGUGGAAGUGUGUGGGGACACAGAGUGCCAGAAAGAGAAGGUAGGUAGGGAAAGUAGUGGGAGCCAGACUGUGAAGGGGUGUACCUGUAGAUUGAGAGAGUCAGUAAGGGCAAAGAGAGUGGGUGUGAAAAUAGUUUGAGAAAGUGUGUGAGGUUUGAUUUAGAGUGUCAGAGUGGGUAUAGGGUGAGCGGGCAUUAGACUAGGUGUAAGCAAAUACAGGGAGUGUGAGUACAAGGAGUGUGAGUGUAGUCUGGUAACAGGGAGGAACAGGAAGACACAAAGCAGUUUCUGGGAAAAUCAAGGUCCAAGAUCAGAAGGAGAGCUACUGCCCUUGGGGGCCCAGAAGAUGCCACGGGCCCAUGAACAGGAUGAUGCUGAUGAGCUAUAUCAGAACAACUCCUUAUCUUGGCUGGCAUGUGGUGCCCUCUCACUCCUUGCCAACGGCUGGAGCAUCCUGAGCCUAGCAAGCCGUGGAGGCAGUGGCCAACGUCCGCGCCCUUUGGAGCUUCUUCUCUGUCUUCUAGCUGGAACUCAUUUGUUAAUGGCAGCUGUGCCUCUGUCCUUGUUCUCUGUGGUACAGCUCAGACGUAGACACUCACCGGGUUACGAAUGGAAUGAGGGUCUCUGCAAGGUGUUUGUGUCAACGUAUUACACGCUGGCAUUGUCAACGUGCCUAACUGUGGCAUGCCUCUCCUAUCACCGGAUGUGGAUGGUCCGGUGGCCUGUCAGCUACCGACUGGGUGGUGCCCGGAGACAAGCUCUGCAGGGGGCACUUGGUAUAUGGGCUGCCUCGUUUGUAUUGUCUACACUCCCUUCCAUUGGUUGGCAUGACAAUGCACGACGGUUUUACACACGUGGGUGCCAUUUCCUAGCGAGUCGCAUUGGUUUGGGAUUUGGGCUCUGUUUUCAACUGCUGCUCUUGGGUGGGGUGGGUACAGGGUUAGGGUGUCUUGGGGUGACUUUGUACCAUGCUUGUUGUUGCCCUGCAUCUGGGCAGAGAGGGGCGGGUGAAGGAGGCCCCGAGGGAAAGCUGGAAGUUCCAGCCAUCGUGGUGCAGGAUGCCCAGGGAAAGAGGCGCUCAUCACUGGAUGGGUCUGAGUCACCACGGACAGCAGCACAGGUCACCGGACUGGUUGGGGGAAUUGUCCUGCUGUAUGAUGCCCUGACUGGGCUACCAAUACUGGUGGUCAGUUUUGUCAGCCUGCGGUAUGACAGCGCCCCCCCAUGGAUGGUGCUCUGUGUGCUGUGGUGCUCAAUGGCACAGACUCUCCUUCUCCCAUCGUUCAUCUGGUCCUGUGCCCGAUAUCGUGCAGACCUGCGCACUGUGUGGGAACACUGUGCCUCCAUGCUGUCUGACAGUGGAGGAGACGAUGACAGUGGUCGGGAGGACUUUGCAGACGGACGUUUGUGUGAGGUUAGAUUUGAUUCUAAUGGAGCCUCAUUAAAGAGACCCCCACACUACCUUGGGGGGGAGUUGAGGGACGGAAAGUUCUUGCCAGCCCGACAUGUUCUGCUGCCCACGGACCGGAGCCAGUACCUACAGGUUCAUCGGCAUCAGGUUCCAUUAGCCCGGCGGAUGUCACAUGAUGAGAUUGACAUGUUUCCUGCUCGUUCUUCUCCGCUCCUGCUCAGGUGGUCUUCCUCAGAUGAUGUUCGAGGGGGGAAUGGAUCGAGCCGGGGUGGUAGUCCCUCUAGCCCCCGUCGUGGUUAUGAAGUACAGCCCUGGAGUCGCCACCCUCCCUCUCGUGGAGAGGGUGAGGAUGGCCUUACUUCCCUGCAGCAGUUUUUGGCCGGUGGUCUAGGUGGCCCAGCAGGAUUUGGUGGGGGAAUGCAUAAUUCUUUCUUCCGGGAUGAAAUAACAGCAUUUAUUGAUGAUACCCCGUGCCCCUCACCUCUUGGGACACCCCACAGAGUUCGAGCAGCACCACGGGCCUCUCCCCUCCCAAGGAGGGGGCUGGAAGGGGGGUUGGCAUGGGAAACUUCAGGUGAGAGACGUCUAUCCCUUUGUAGUGCUCCACAUGGAGUCCCAGAAUCACGUAGAGCCUCACUCUCUGAAAAGGGUUCUAGAGGUCGCCCUUAAUAUAGAAGAGAGGUAGUAUACUGAGAGAUAAUAGCUCCUAUCUACGAGCUCCUACCAAACUGGGUAACAAACCUGCACAGGGACACACCCCAUCCAAUGAAUACCUUGUUCUCAGGCAAACCUGCUGUUUGUGGGGGGCAGAGGGGUUGGAGGGGGUCUAACUUUACACUACUUAUGCCCCUCAUGCCCCCUUCACACCCCUUUGCCCACUACACACACAACAAAUAUACUGGAAAAUGAGCCAAAAGAUGACAAA